CAUUACAUACUUUCUUCUAUAUUUAUCGCGUCAUAUCUACGACGUAUCGUCGUACUGAGGGUGACGGAUAUUUACAUUGAAGGGCAUUUCGAGAGAAUUAUUUUAAGAAUCAUUACUUGCACAAAUAUUUCUAGUAAGAACUAAACAGUAGCUCUAAUAAAUCUUUAAAUGUUCUUGGAAAUUUUUGUAUCCUUUUGAUUACUAUCUAUUGUUUACGUAAAUAUCUUGAUGGAUAUCAAAAAAUAUUCUGCUUAAAUUUGAAUGUUUUUAUGAAUCUUAUUCUUAGCGUAGAUAUGUACAGUUUUUGUUGAUAGAACAAAAUAUUUUAAUCAAUUUUUUAGACAAAGAAAACACAUUUUUGGUUUAUCAGGCUUAUUAUAUUUGAUUGAUUGUGUAAAUCUUAGUCACGCACUACAAUAAUAAUAAGCUCCUCAAUGAUGAUAAAGGUUAUAUCUAUGAUAAAGAUUAUAGGUACUUUUUUUGCAUAAAAUUUUGUUUUUUAUAUAUAAUAAUUGCCUUCCCUAUAUGUGCAAAGAUUUUUAAUACUUAAAAUUUUUUGAUGUUCUUAUUUUAUUGAGCAGAACUGUAAUAUUUUAUAUUUCAAUAAGAGUAUUGCACUUUAUUUGUGAAUCAAAUAAAUAAAAAAUUCAAGUGGUCAGAGUCAAGCCAUAGCAAAUUCAAUUUCUUCUGUAAAUCAAUAUUCAAAAUUCUUUAUUUGAAAAAAAAAAAAUUAUUACUAAAUUGUGUUUAUUAAAACAAGAAAUUAAUAUGACGAAAACCUAUAAUUUUAAGAUUUAUAAGUUUUUUUCUAAAGAUUAAGAUUUUAUAUAUUUUUUUUUUAAAAUUAUGCUGUGAUAUUUUGUAACCAUUAAAAUUUAUGAUAUCAUAUCUUCAAGAAGUGUGAUGUUUUUUAAAGAGGAAAGUUCUGAUUUUUUGUUUGUUUGUAAUGGCUAAAGGACAAAAACGAAUGGACCAAUUUUAAAAAUUCUUUAAGCAAUAUAAUGCUGCAUUAUCACUGAGUGACAUAGGCUAUAUUUUAACUAGAGAAAAAAGAGCAGGAGAAAUUCUGUAAUCAAGAAAAAAAAUGUAAGAUAUAAAUAUGAAUGAUUUUAAUUUACAUAACUGUUUUAAUGACUAGACAACCCAUCUCAACGAUGGUCACCAGCAACUAAUGGUCCACUGGGUCGGAGAAGGUUCAGAUGUUAUCAUCUGCCUGGCAAGAGACUCCAGCUCUAGAAACAAAGGAAUUGCUUCAUCGUCAGCUCUUUACAUAUCCUAUGAUUAUGGAAAGAACUUCACCAAUAAGACAGAGAGCUUUCGACUUGGAGAUGAAGCUGAUAGUGGAUAUGCUCAGUUGGACAAGUUCUUUAAUCAUCCUAAAUAUCCCGAAUUCUGCGUCUUCGUCGAUUCAACAAAUAAGAAGCUCUAUUACACACAAGAUAAUGGUCGGACAAUACACAGAUCAGAUGUAAACUUCCAUCCCAGUGAACUUGCCUUUGACGAAGAAAUACCGAACAGAUAUGUUAUUUUGGAUAAGGUUAAUGCAACACGAAACCUCUAUAUGACCUUGGACGGCGGGAAAACGUUCAAGCUUAUACAGAAUUACGUGAAAACGUUUUUCUGGUCGUCCGGACCCGGUUUCCCUAACGUUUUCUAUGUGGAAAGAUGGAAGCCAGGCGGUAAUAGCACGGUUCUUAGUGUCGACGAUCCUACCAAUAUGGUCAACGCACACGAGUUGUUCGCAGACGCCAAGGAUUUCCAGAUAAAAGGAGAUUUUAUGUUCGCUACGAGACAAUCUAAAGAGAAAAACUCUUUGGAUCUCUACAUAUCCCAUCAGCGAGGCCCUUUCUUCAAAGCGAAGUUUCAGACUGAAUUGGACUUGAGCAAGUUUCACAUUUCAGAUGUAACUGAUAAACGUAUUUUCGUCUCUGUCAUGCACACUGAAAACCUGUCAAAUCUUUAUGUAUCGGAAAUAAGCAAAAACUUUACCCAGUAUAACUUUGUUCUAAGCUUGGAACACAUUCUAAGUUAUUUCCCGGACGGAAAUUGGAAGGACAGUUGGUUAGAAGAUGUUACAGAAGAUCCUUUCACGGAUCUAUAUCGUGUCGAGGGUCUGAAGGGCAUCUACAUCGCUUCAAAAGUAAACUUGAAGACGCAAGCAUCGAACAUAGAGCCUGAACAUCUAGUGUCUCUCAUAACUUUCGAUCACGGAGUCACUUGGUCAUCUAUUAAAGCGCCGACUGAAGAUGAAAAUGGCAUCCCGCUUAACUGCCACAUUGAAAACUCGUGCCGCUUGCACUUGUGCCAGAAAUUCAGUCAGUUGUAUCCAGUUACAAGAUCGGCAAGUAUAAUGAGUUCUAAAUCUGUACCCGGCGUUAUCAUGGCAACAGGAGUGAUUGGAAAGUCUCUAAAGGGCAUUCCAGGAGUCUAUCUCAGUAGAGAUGCUGGUCUCACUUGGAAGAGGAUUCUGAAGGACUAUUACUUCUUCAAUUACGGCGAUCACGGCGGAGUACUUGUCGCAGUUAAAUAUUUCAAGACGAGAGGGGAAACUAGAAGGAUCUUGUACUCGACUAAUGAAGGUCUGGACUGGAAUUCUUAUCAAUUUAACGACGACGAUCUUCGCAUAUACGGACUUAUGACAGAACCAGGCGAAAAUACAACAACAUUUACAAUGUUCGGUUCUGAGAACGCUCAACACCAAUGGAUAAUUAUUACCAUUGACUUGCUAAACGCUUUUCCACGAAACUGUACGAAGGACGACUACAAGUUUUGGUCAGUAACGACACCAAAUUCUUCAGUAUCUUGCGUUCUCGGUGAAAGAGACACGUUUCAACGCCGCCUCGCUCAUACAAAUUGUUACAACGGCGUUGGAUAUGAUAGGCCAGUUAAAAAAGAAGUGUGCGAAUGUAGUAGGCGAGAUUAUGAGUGUGAUUUUGGUUUCGUUCUUUCCCAUAAUAUUUGUGUCAGAAAUCAGAGUCUUAACUAUGACCCUUAUGCUAUUCCACCACAUUGUCGCCCAGGUACAUUUUAUAAAAGGACCAAGGGUUACAAAAAGAUCGAUGGAGAUGUAUGUAAAGUACCGUUCUACAUGCCUUACGAGCCGGAAUCGAUUCCUUGCCCAAUAGAAGAACCUACGGAAUUUAUUUUGGUCGCGUUAAGGGACAAAAUUGCGCGCAUCGACUUAUUCGAUAAUUCGACAAUAAUACCGGUCACAGGACAGAGGAACAUUGUCGCGAUCGAGUUUGAUAUGAAAAAUAACUGUAUUUAUUGGGCUGAUAUUGAAGUUGACAAAAUUAGUCGGCAAUGCUUUGGCAACAGUACUACACAGGAAGUAGUUGUUGAUACUGACUUGGCUAGUAUAGAAGGUAUGGCCCUGGACUGGAUUUCUAACGUACUGUUCUUUGUCGAUGGCAUGAGAAGGAAAAUCGAAGCCGUAAGGACUGAUCUUACUAGUCAGGGCAGAAUGAGAGCUACCAUAUUGAAUUCCACUGUACUCUCUAAACCCCGUGGAAUAGCAGUCCAUCCCCGAGCGGGAUACUUAUUUUGGACUGAUUGGGACCGUAACAGUCCUUCGGUAUCUAGAUCAAAUCUCGAUGGGACGAAUGUAAAGAUGUUAUUUACAACACCGAUCGUACAAUGGCCCAAUGGUAUCACAAUAGAUAGAAUGGCUGACAGGAUAUACUGGGUCGAUGCGAUGGAAGAUUACAUCGCAAGUGCAGAUUUAAAUGGGCAAUACUUUAAGAGAAUAUUAUGGAAUGAGGAUAAAAACUCGCAUCCAUUUGCGGUCGCCGUCCUAAAGAAUAAAAUGUACUGGGACGACUGGAAAGCUAAGUCGAUAUUUAUGGCAGAUAAAGACACCGGAGGUAAUAUCAUAACGAUCAACGACCAUUUGUCUGGUUUGAUGGAUUUGAAAGUAUUUGCUUACUAUAUGCAGCACGGAACAAAUGCAUGCUCGUAUAAGAAUACAAGCUGCGACACCUUAUGUCUAGGUGGUCCUGGUAAUACUUUCAGCUGUCUUUGUCCCGAUGGAUUUAAAAGAAUCAAUGGAAAAUGUAUGUGUCCGAACGGAAUGGAGCCGGCGCCAAACAUGACGUGUCCGAAACUGGCCGGAACUUGUGAAGAGGAGCAGUUCACGUGCAAGAACGGCAUGUGUAUAACGAGCACGUGGCGCUGCGACGGCAACGACGACUGCGGCGACAUGUCGGACGAGGCGGGCUGCCUGUGCCGCCCGCCCAUGAUCGCGUGCGACGACGCGCGCUGCUACCUGCCGCCCUGGCGCUGCGACGGCGACAUCGACUGCGUGGACAUGAGCGACGAGAAGGAUUGCGGAAAACAAAAUUGUACCGAAACUCAGUUCCAAUGUGCCAACGGUAAUUGUAUCGAGAAGCGGUGGGUCUGCGACGGAGAUAACGACUGCAAGGAUGGAUCUGAUGAACGCAACUGCACGCAAAAUCUACCAAAACGUCCCGAGACGAUGAGUUGUGACAUGCACGCGUUCCGCUGCAACGAUGAUACGAAUCCUUCUUGCAUCCCGGACUCGUGGGUGUGUGACGGGGAACGCGACUGCCCUGGAGGGGACGACGAGACCGAGGACAAGUGUAGGAACUCAUCUUGCGCGCCCUACAUGUUCAGGUGUCCGAGCGGAAAGUGCAUCUUUAUGUCCUGGGUUUGCGAUGGUGAAAAUGAUUGUAGCGACGUAGAUUCUUUCGACGAGAUUAAUUGCAAAUCUAUUGGUCAUUCCAAGUUGCUACCGCGAUCUACCACCGAACCACCUAUUUUCACCAACAACGGUUCAUGUUUAGACUGGAUGUUUAAAUGUGACAACGGUAACUGCUUACCAUAUUGGUGGCGAUGUGACGGUAUCAACGACUGCGGAGACAAUUCUGACGAAUCGGGCUGUGGAUUGGUCGUUCCCGAGAAACCAGUCGUCAGUCCGGAACACGACGCGACUAAACACAAAUGUUCCAAGAAUCAGUUCACCUGUGCUCCCGGCGUGUGCAUCCCGCUGUCGUGGGCGUGCGACCAGAUGGCGGACUGCCCGGACGGCGCGGACGAGCGCGCGUGCCCCGCGGCGCCGCGCGCGCCCGAGCGCUGCGCCGCCGACAGCACGCCGUGCGCCGACGGCCGCGCCUGCGUGCGCCACGCGCAGCUGUGCGACGGCGCGCCCGACUGCGCCGACCGCAGCGACGAGGCCUACUGCGGCGCGAAACAUAAGAUCAGUGGAAGCUGUCCGUCGCGUUACUUCCAAUGCGACGACGGCCGGAAGUGCUUGUGGCAAGUGAAGGUGUGCAACGGUCACCAGGACUGUUACGAUGGAAGCGACGAGGCGAACUGUACCAGCGAGACCAAGCAGACGCAAUUCUAUCAGUUCAUCAGCAUCGGAGUGGAUCAGACCUCUAUCAAUUCUUCAAGUUUCCUAAUAUCUUGCUGGCUGGCUCAGCAGAAAUCAGUCCUGUACAGUUUUCUACCUUCGAUUGCUAAAGUCAGCGAUGGUAUUUGGAAGAACAUGACUUGGACUAACGAUAGCGUUUACAGGUUCACGGAUUUGGAACCAUAUACAGAUUACAAUGUGACUGUAUAUGUUCAGGACAGUAAAUCGAAUAAGGUUUACCCUUCGAUGAAAUAUGUUACGACCAAAACGGGUGAAGGAAAGCCGUCGCCGCCGGCGCGCGUGUCGGCGCGCCAGCUGGCGGGGCGGCGCGUGCAGCUGUGGUGGGACGCGCCGGCGCGCGCGGCGGGCGCGCUGCUGCACUACACGGUGUCGCGCGCGCCGCCGCUGCCGCCCGCCGACGUGCUCGUGCGCGCCUCCGAGCGCUCCGUCGUCAUCCAGGGCUACUUCGAGCCGGGCUCCAACUACUCCUUCUGGGUAACGGCAUCAAACAACGCAUAUACAUCCGAUCCUUCAGAAAUCGUGACGUUAACGUUCGAUGAUCUCGGAGACGUGGAUUACAUCGUGAAUGCCAGUAUGAGCCGCUUGUCGCCCAGCGCGGUAUCUCUGCAGUGGCAUAAGUUGAGAGGCGUUGACGGCUACAUAGUACAGACGAGACUGCCCAUACAGUAUCCGAAGAUGGAUGUCAUUAAGACUAAGGAUAACAAAGCUAAUAUCACCCACCUUCCUCCCGGUGUGAAAAUAUAUAUCGACAUAAUGGCGUACAAGAACACGACAGUCGGCGAGUCGUUCACGAUACCUUACAUCACGGAGGGAAUUCCGGACGAAACGCUCAACGUUACAGUGAUGUUAUUAAAGAAAGAACGUACAACCGUACAACUGUCCUGGUCGCCACCUAUCGCUGAACGGUACAAGAACAAGGAGCUCGAAUAUGAAGUGCAUUACGCUCAUAUUAGGAACUGGAGGACUAAUGACACCCGCAUCAUAACCCGCAACACGAGCGUGCUGGUCGGCGGCCUGCAGGCGUGCGAGACGUACGUGUUCUCGGCCGCGCUGCGAGGCGGGCCGCUGGCCGCUCCCAAGGAAAUCCUCACCAGAGAGAAUCCUAAGGCGCCCAUUAAGGACUUGAACGUUGUCUACAACGAAAAUAAGGAACUAAAUAUCUCAUGGACUGCAAACUGCAACAGUAUUAGUGAACCAGUAGCUUAUAGGCUGGAUAUAACGGAGCUGACACACUCGAGAGUGAGUCGCUACGAGCUGCGCGCCAGUCGGAACGUGUCGCUGUCGCACGUGUUGCGAGACGUGCCGCUGGGCGCGCGGUUCAACGUCUGCGUACAUGUGAGCGCUCAAAACAUUUAUUUAGUACACGCGACGGCUCGCGGCGCGGCGGCCUCGUGCGGCGUGUUCCGCAGCGGCGCCGUGCAGCCGCCGCGCGCCGUCAUGGCGUGGCUGUCGCCCAACGGACACGUCAUGGUCAGCUGGCAGCACCCCGACGACAACAGCUCGCAGCGCAAACAUAAAUUCCAAAUCCUAGUAUCACAAAAAGAGAUACCAGAAGACCUCGUUCAAAUAACGGAUGAUAUAAAGUCGGCGGAAGCGGAGUUCUCCCCGCUCAUAAUGACGGCGGACAGCAAGCCGAGCGGGCCGUUGUACGUGAGCGUACGCGCAGUCAACGAGGAAGGAUACUACAGUGAUUUGAGCGAAGUGCUCAGUAUGGAAGGCGCGGAGGCGAGCGCGGAGGCGCGCACGUGGAGCGCCAGCACGUGGUGGGCGGCGGGCGCGGGCGCGCUGCUGGCGCUGCUGGCGGGCGCCGCGCUGCUGCGCGUGGCGCGCGCGCGCCGCCUGGCGCACUCGCCCGCGCGGGGCGCCACGCCGCGCUACGACUCGCGCCGCGGGCAGGCCACCAUCGACCACGGUGCGUCACGCGGCCGCGACGGCACACGACGCGACGCAACACGACACGAUGCGACACGACACGACACGACACGGCACGAUACGGCACGACACGGCACGACACGACAUGACACGGCACGACAUGACAUGACACGACGUGACUAACCAACUACCAAACUGUACGACGCGAUAGGAAAAAAAACGACACUGCACCACCUCGCACAAACACCAUCAAUAUAGUUUAUAGAUGUACACUAUGUUUAUAGAGAUACUUGCUCAGAUUUUAAGUUGGACCAUUUUAAUUUUAUACAGCAGAUUUUACAAGACGCGAGAACAAACGUACAGAUAGACAGUGAUUCUAAAUAUAAUUAUUGAGGAUUCUGUUGCUCUCAUAAAGACUAUUAAAAAAGAUAAUAUUUCGAAAAAAUAAUUCA
Melitaea cinxia (Glanville fritillary) is the source of this 7716-nucleotide messenger RNA. RefSeq names its product sortilin-related receptor-like. NCBI's taxonomy places the organism in Eukaryota, Metazoa, Arthropoda, Insecta, Lepidoptera, Nymphalidae. The record is from RefSeq and is a predicted model, not a curated record. Gene Ontology annotation, biological process: post-Golgi vesicle-mediated transport. Bases 1172 to 7447 code for a protein of 2091 amino acids. Gene Ontology annotation, cellular component: Golgi apparatus; membrane. Gene Ontology annotation, molecular function: protein binding. The transcript is spliced from 25 exons.